AUGCAGAUUGCUACUUCAAACUUUUUGCUCGUGGGAGCGAUCGCUGCUGCCGGGAUUGUAUCGGCCGCACCCGUGUUGAAAGGCUCUGUUGCUGUAAGUCGUCAAUUCUCUCCAGAAAGACCAUCCGUACGACGCUGACACACCUCGAACUUGUGCCCAGCUUGAAGGCAGAGCACUGCCAAGGUUGCCGCCGGUCAUCGCGUCUGAGCAUCUUGGCCUCUUGCCAAAAGAAACACAGACUGAGGUAGCUGCGCAUUCAUCCGCUUUUGCCCACGACACUGGUCUGAACGCCUUCAAAGUGACGCAAGUUCUGGAGGAGCAGAAGCACGUUGUCGGGUUGGGCCAUCAUCCUGAUGGAUCCAUCAAGCCGUACCUUUUCAAAUGGAAUGCGGACGGAACUCGCAUGUGGUACCCCCACGCCGUGUUCACGGGCCGUACCACACCGAAGGAGCUGCAUCUCUUCGAAGGCAGCCACGCGACCGAGCCCCACUCACCGACGAGCCACGAGCACUCCUCUCAUCCGUCUACUCAUAGCCAACAACUUCAGCAUUUCCCUGAGCACGUCGUGCACGUUCAGAUGCGUAGGCCUCCAGGCUACUACGACGUACCCACCAACCUCAAGUUGUUCUAG
Molecule: messenger RNA, 631 nt
Organism: Ceraceosorus bombacis
Lineage: Eukaryota; Fungi; Basidiomycota; Exobasidiomycetes; Ceraceosorales; Ceraceosoraceae
Source: the annotation of a GenBank genome assembly